GUCCCUUGAAAAUGUUAAAAUCAAUGAAUGUAAAUACAUUGAUGAAAAAUAUUCCAAGAGUACCAUAAACAAAAACCAUCAUCUUAACUGAUGUUGAUUAGUUAUGUUAACUAGGUAAUUUACUUGAUAACAAACUUUCAAUUUUUGCAAACGCCUAUCAUAUAUCAAACCGGCCAGAAUUGGAUAUCAAGAUCACUUGAUUUUUUGCGCAGUUCAGCAAACGUAUAAAUACACAGUGUCGGCGAUGAAAAACAUAUCCAGGCCUGGACAUGGUAGUCAAAAUGGGAACCGUAUGGCUUUCAGUUGGUGUUGUAGUUCUCUUGAGUCUUCUCGUGACGACAGAGGCUCUCACACAAGAACAACUUGAUUUCAUAUGCUCAGAGGGUUCAUCAGAUCAGUACUAUUUUGCCCAUCCGCUGAGCUGUAAACGUUUCAUCCAGUGUGACACAUCUCGCACGGGGUUUGACAUGCCGUGUGCCGAUUACAAUUGCUGGAACCAAGACCUCCUCACUCAAGACUAUUGCAGUAACGUGGACUGCCGCCCCGAAAGAUGCUGCUGUUAUGUUGUGGGGGAUCCACACUAUCACACAUAUGAUGACAAUUCAAUCCAUUUUCAAGGUGAAUGCAGGUACACCAUCACCGAGACGUGUUUCGAUCCGGCAGUCCACCCGGAACUUACAGAGUUUACCAUUGAAGGAAUCAAUUACGUGGAUCCCAAUUUUAACACGGGUCGUUCUUGGCCAAAGGAAAUCUACAUUGAUGUUUUUGAAAUGAAAUUCAAGCUUGAUCAAGGAGACCCAGCGCCUGGAUUAGCAGGUCCAUCCGGCCCACCGAAAGCUUUUAAGUUUGUGGAUGAUUGGGAACUAAUCUUUUAUGGCGGCGGCCCUAUUGAAGUGUGCAAUGAAGGAAGAUGCGUCAGCAUAUCUCUUAAUGAUGACAACUUUAUUGUUUUCGAAUUUGACUUCGGCGUUAUCAUCGACUGGGGUGAACACCGCUUUACUAGACGCUAUAAAGUUAACAUAUGCAUCCCCGGGACAUACAGAGGAAUGUUGUGUGGUAUGUGUGGCACCUGCAAUGGGGAUAAGGACGAUGACUUUUCUCUGAAGGACGGGACGUAUGUGGGCGAUCUUUAUGACAGUUCGUCCUGGGCAGUAAUCCAGGGCAUGUACGACCAGAUCGGAGAGAGUUGGCUGGUUCCUGAUCCCAGUCUCGGACCGGAGUGCCAGGCACCAGGUGGGAGGAGACGCAAGCGUCAAGCUUCUUCAGAGCAAAGGGACUGCGAGGAAAAUAUCCUCUGUGAUGUCAUAAAAAACGUUGAAGGCGUGUUUGGCAGAUGUGCUGCAAGUUCACUCGUGAAUUCCGAAGAGUACUACGUGUCCUGUGCAAUUGAUGUUUGCUCAGCCUCCGGAGAUGAAGCAACAUUGCCAGAGGUUCAGCAUGAGGUGGCGUGUGGUAUCAUUGAGACCUAUGCUAAAGCGUGCGAAGAAGCAGGACUCGGGGUAUUCCCUGGAGCUUGGAGAGAAGUAACAGAUUGCCCGCUGCAUGGGUGUAAUGCGGAGGGAUACAACAUGCGUUAUAAUGCAAGCAUGACUAGUUGUCCAGCCUCUUGUGUCAACCCCUCGGGCUCCGAGCAAUGUGCUUCACAAGAGGGGUGCCAGUGUCUGGCCGGGUACGUCCGUAGUGGACAUCUGUGUGUUCCUCGGGACCGUUGUGGUUGUGAGGAUGCAACGGGUGGCUACCAUCAGUUAGGGGACACAUGGGCCUCUCGUAACUGUACUCAUUGGUACAUGUGUGUGGAACCGAACCAAAUAGAGGAAAUACAGAGUCCAUGUGGUGUAGGGAGCCAGUGCCAGCUUGUAGAUGGCCUGUGGACGUGUACCGAUUCCAUCAAAACUACUGAACCCCCAGUGAUAGUAUAAUACCAAAAUAAGCUGUGUUACUUCUCUGACGUCAUGCUAGUGAGCGCUGCAAACUUCUUCACAUUCUACAGCAGUUUAAAAAACUGGGGAAACAUUUUCUGAGCAUUUUUGUGGAUAUAUAGAAGGCGUAAAAAACGUUCAAUCGUUUUAACCAUUUU
This is a messenger RNA of Lingula anatina, 2077 nucleotides long. Its product is annotated as U-scoloptoxin(01)-Tl1a. Lineage: Eukaryota; Metazoa; Brachiopoda; Lingulata; Lingulida; Lingulidae. The record is from RefSeq and is a predicted model, not a curated record. Gene Ontology annotation, molecular function: chitin binding.